AUGCACUGUCUUGGAAUAGUGCUGCUGUUUCUGGCAGCACUGUUUAGUGCAUCGCACGCCAAUGUCGUCCUGAUGGUUGCGGAACCUGAGGACGCAUGCACCAAUGUCAGUGUACCUGUGCUCGACGGCAAGCCAUGGAUUGCCCUGAUAGUGCGCUCGGAAAGAGCUAGAAAAGAUUGCAGCUUUGAUAUCAAGGUCCAACAUGCUCAGGAUGUUGGCGCUGUUGCUGCAAUUGUGUAUGAUGAUGUGUACGAGGCGCUGAUCAUCAUGUCGAAGCCCAGAGAUCACCAGGACCCGGGCAUCCCUGCGGUCUUUGUGGCGCAGAAGACCGGCAUUAUGAUGAAGAAGCUCAUGUCCCCGGGUACCACCGUUGUGCGCAUCACACCGAUUGCAGAUGCUGUGUGGAUGUCCAUGCUUCUCAGCGCCUUUGCUGGCGUCUUGGCAGUGACAGUGGUGGUAGCCACAUUUUAUUUCAUCAGUGGGAGGCGGCACAGGAUACGGAACAUGCCCGGCCGCCUGGGGUACAGCCUGCUGCGGGGAGGGGAUGAGGGCAUGACGCCUGCAGAGCUGCGCACACUGCCCAUCGUCAUACAUGAGCGACACCACCACCAUCAUUCCCACGACUACUCCCACGAGCUUGUGGACCUGGAGGCUGGCAUCCCGAGCUCAAACUCCUCGAGCGAGGCCAGCAGCCCCAGAGGGCCCAAGGGCGGUGGAACGCUGAAAACUUGCGCCGUGUGCAUUGAGGACUACAGGGAUGGUGAGAAGCUGCGCGUGCUGCCCUGCAAGCACCGCUUCCACCUGGAGUGCAUCGACCAGUGGCUGUCUGCGCGCAAGCCGCUGUGCCCCAUCUGCAAGUGGGACGCGCUGCAGCCCUUCACACCCCUAAACGCCGAAGAGGAAGAGGGAGCUGCUGAGCCGCCCGCCACCACUUCCGCCUUCUCCUUCUCCACCAGGAGGUGGCGAUGGGCUUGGAGCCGGCCGCGCGCCAUUGCAGCGGCAGGCAACCAUGGCGGCGGUACAGGGACCGACGCAGGCGCGGCUGGCGCGGAGGGCAUGGAGCGCGCCAGCAGCAGCAGGGAUGCUGGCCUGUCCACCACACCCUCCAACUUCCCUGGCAUGCAUGCCGUGCGCCGCAGCCAGGACGCUGGGCAGCGAGCCUUGGUGCUGAACAGGCCGGAGCAGGCAGUGACGUGGCGGGGCAGCAGGCUUCCGGACCAGCUGCGGACGCCCAAACACAGCAACCAACCUGAUGAAUGUGAUGGCACACCAAGUCUUGCAGAGGUUCCCUGUGUGCUGCAGUGA
Molecule: messenger RNA, 1305 nt
Organism: Coccomyxa subellipsoidea C-169
Lineage: Eukaryota; Viridiplantae; Chlorophyta; Trebouxiophyceae; Coccomyxaceae
Exons: 9
Coding region: 1-1305 (434 amino acids)
Source: RefSeq, a predicted model, not a curated record